GAAAGUGGUGGGGGUGGUGAAGGGGUGCAAAAUGUGCUAGGUUUUGUGAGGAAUUCACUUCAUGUCAUCCGAAACAAUGAGGGGAAUAAGAGCAACUGUUGUUUUCACAUUAUUAUUUUCUUCAGUAUUCAAGAUCACCUUGUGUGGAAAUGUAUUUCUUGAUAGAAAAUCAGCAUCUCAAGUUUUCGUCCGUGCAAAGAGGGCGAAUUCUCUCAUGGAAGAGGUAAGAAAGGGAGACCUGGAACGAGAAUGUGUGGAAGAGAUAUGUGAUCACGAGGAGGCACGAGAGGUGUUUGAAAAUCAUGACAAAACGGCUGUGUUUUGGAUCAAAUAUGGGGAUUGUAAAGGCACUGAUUUGCCCAGAACCAAGGAUGGUAUCCAGACAUUGCGGACAUGUUUGGAUAAUUAUUCGGAGGUGAACUGUUCAGCAGGCAUUGGUAAGAACUACCGGGGUGACAUUUCUGUCACCCUGUCAGGAAGGACGUGUCAGUACUGGACCAGUAAUUUCCCACACAGAAUCACGGAGUUCAAUGUUUCGUCUGACAAGACCCUGACUGAAAACCACUGCAGGAACCCAGACGGCAGUUUCUCAGGGCCCUGGUGCUUCACUCGGGACCCCACAGUCAGGAAAGAAGAAUGUCAUGUUCCGAAAUGCGGCGAACCCUUUGUGCCUGCUCCAGCUCCUCCUGCCGUUGAUGUGAAAGCCAAGUAUACCAAAAAAGACUGCUUGGCCGGUAGUGGUGAGGACUAUACAGGGAACCUCUCUGUCACCAUGAAGGGCUUCACGUGUCUACCUUGGAGUUCACCUAAAGCUGUUGCCCUCAGUGCUGGAAAAGACUUUAAUCGUGAAAUCAAGCUGGUAGAGAAUCACUGCAGAAACCCUGACAUGGAUUUGGAAGGGCCUUGGUGCUUUGUGGACAAACCCAACAUCACCAUGGACUACUGCAAACUAGAGCUGUGUGAUGAUCCCAUUGAUAAUUAUGAAGAGGAGCUUGAUGGACGUGAAAGGACAGUGAUUUCAGGGCCAAAAAAGACCUUUAUGAAUCCAAGGAGUUUUGGCGCUGGAGAACUGGUGUGUGGAGAGCGGCCCUUUUUUGAGAAGACAAAGAAGGAGGACCAGAAUGAGCAGGAGCUGCUGGAAUCCUACCAGGGAAGCCGAAUUGUGAAAGGCACGGAUGCUGAAAUAGGGAGUGCACCAUGGCAGGUGAUGCUGUACAAGAAGAGCCCACAGGAGCUGCUGUGUGGAGCCAGUCUAAUCAGUGAUGAGUGGAUCCUUACUGCUGCCCACUGCAUUCUGUACCCACCCUGGGAUAAAAACUUCACUAUCAAUGACAUUGUAGUCCGACUGGGCAAGCAUUUCCGUGCUAGGUUUGAAAGAGGCACUGAAAGAAUUGUUGCCCUUGAUCAAAUAAUUGUCCACCCCAAAUACAACUGGAGAGAGAACCUUGAUCGGGACAUAGCUCUUCUGCACAUGAGGAAGUCCAUCACCUUCAAUGAUGUAAUCCAUCCCAUUUGUCUGCCAACCAAGAAAAUUGCAAAAAGGCUGAUGUUUGCAGGCUACAAGGGCCGCGUGACUGGUUGGGGAAACCUCAGAGAGUCAUGGUCUUCUGCCACCCAAAAACUGCCAGAUGUCCUCCAACAGGUUCACCUGCCUAUAGUGGAGCAGGACAUCUGCCGCAGCUCCACUUCCAUACGGAUUACAGACAAUAUGUUCUGUGCAGGGUAUAAACCAGAGGAUGCUACCAGUGGCGAUGCCUGUGAAGGUGACAGUGGGGGUCCUUUUGUCAUGAAGAGUCCAGAUGAUGGCCGGUGGUACCAGAUUGGCAUUGUGUCAUGGGGAGAAGGCUGUGACAGAGAUGGGAAAUUUGGAUUCUAUACCCAUUUGUUCCGUAUGAGAAGGUGGAUGAAGAAAGUCAUUGAAAAAGCAGAUGGCGAUGAUGACUGAUAUCGUCUUUGCUUCUAUGUGUCUUUCCACAAGGAAAUCAAAAUAAAGUGUGAAUUGAUUGAAAGUAAAU
Molecule: messenger RNA, 2015 nt
Organism: Megalops cyprinoides (Indo-Pacific tarpon)
Lineage: Eukaryota; Metazoa; Chordata; Actinopteri; Elopiformes; Megalopidae
Gene: f2
Product: coagulation factor II (thrombin)
Exons: 14
Coding region: 62-1945 (627 amino acids)
Biological process (GO): platelet activation; proteolysis; blood coagulation
Cellular component (GO): extracellular region
Molecular function (GO): calcium ion binding; serine-type endopeptidase activity
Source: RefSeq, a predicted model, not a curated record